UGUAUUGUUUUAACCAAAAAAAAAAAAAAAAAAAAAAAAUCAUUUUGAUAAAUAAUAAUUUUCUGUUGUUACAUGUGACUGGAUUAUGGUGCAGAAAAUGACUUGUGAUUAGAAAAACUUGAAUGGUAGAUUUAUGACAUUUACAGUAAUUGUUAUAACAUGAAUAAUAUAGAUCUAGUAUAAAUAAAUAAAAAUUAAGAGAUUCAGGUUAUAAAUUUCCACAGUUAUUAAAAAUUGGUGAAAAUGUCUGAUGACAAGUUUUAUAGGUUUGAGGAGUCUGCUUCACCUGUGGUUAUAGGUGAGGAGAAACCUAAAAGCUGUUCACGGGAGAGACUGUGCUGGAUUUUACUGGUUCUUUUACUAAUUGGUGCUGUAAUUGGUGUAAGUGUUUAUUUUACCGGUAAGGAUGAUACAGCGUCGGAUGGAAAAUUGGACGCACAAACAGGCGGUAAAGUUACAACCGGAGCUCCGGUUGUUACUGUAACAACCAAAGGUACUGCAGCAACAACAUCAAAAACAACUGAAAAACCAGACAUUCAAGAAUUGUAUAAGAGAAUUGAUUGUAUACCGGAAGCACAUGGUGGGGUUGUUAAGGCAACACCGGAACUCUGCACCAGACGUAGAUGUGUAUACUCAGAUUCUGGCAUUGCAGGAAUUCCAGUAUGUUAUUUCAAGCCAGGCCAGGGGUAUAGGGCAGCUCGUUAUGAAAACACCAAUCUAGGGUUCCGUGUAAAUUUGGAGAAGAAAGUAGAUGGGCCUUUUGGCAGUGAUUUAGAUACAGCAGUUUUCAAUGUAGAAAUGAGGGGAGACAAUAUGAUUCGCUUCACAUUUGAUGACCCAGUGUUUAAUCGUUACAAAGUCCCAUUAGAAGUGAACCUACCAGAGGAAAAACCAAAAUCAGCAAAAUAUGAGAUUAAGAUCACAUCAAACAGUACAUUUGCCUUCCAAAUUAUCAGAAAAUCAACAGGAAGAGUUCUUUGGGAUACUGGUGUUGGUGGUCUGGUAUUGUCUGACCAGUUCCUGCAGAUCAGUACCAAGUUACCAUCAGAAGAUGUGUAUGGAUUUGGUGAAAAUCUUCAUGAUACAUUUAGACAUAACUUAAGCACAACUACAACCUGGCCUAUGUUUGCCAGGGACCAACCUACAUCACACUGGAAUCAAGCUAACUUGUAUGGUGUACAUCCAUUCUACACAUGUAUGGAAGAUGAUGGCAACUCCCAUGGAGUUUUCUUGUUAAACAGCAAUGCAAUGGAGUACAGUUUUAACCCUCUACCCAUGUUGACAUAUAGAACAAUAGGUGGUAUUCUAGAUUUCUACAUGUUUCUUGGACCCGAGCCAGAAAAUGUUGUCCAACAAUAUACUGGGUUGGUUGGACGACCAUACAUGAUGCCAUAUUGGGCUCUGGGGUUCCAAAUAUGUCGCUAUGGUUACAAGAACACGGCAGAGAUUGAAGCUGUUGUAAACAGUACAAAGGAAUAUAAUAUUCCUCAUGAUGUGCAAUAUGCAGAUAUUGACCAUUUUGAUGCUAACAUGGAUUUUACACUGGACAAGACAAACUUCGGUGAUUUACCUCAGUAUUUCACCAAAUUGAGGGAAAAUGGCAUGAGAACUGUUAUUAUUCUGGAUCCGGCAUUUAUUAGUAGCAAGAAAGGGUAUGAGCCGUAUGAUAACCUGACUGCCCUCCGAGGCUCGGUGAUGUGGCCGGAGGAACUAAAUGUAGCAGACGAGGACAUGGAUUCAACAAGAGCUUUACUUGGUUACGUAAGUCAUGUGUGGCCAAGUGGGAAAUCAGUAUUUCCAGACUUCUUCAAGAAAGAAACACAAGACCUAUGGUCCAAGUUGAUUGUUAAACAUCGUAAUGUUGUCCCAUUUGAUGGCAUGUGGAUUGAUAUGAAUGAGCCUGCUAAUUUUGGAACAAAUCUUGAGAAACCAUGGAACUGGCCAGAUAAUGUUAAACCAUGGAGUCUACAUUGUCCUAUCAACAAUCAGUAUGAGGAUCCUCCAUAUAGAACAAAGGCUGGAUAUGGCUUUGAUAAUGCAACAUCUGGAUUUGAGGGUAGAAUAAGUGACAAGACAAUAUGUAUGGUCAGUAGACAGGGCGAUAAUGGGGAAUAUAGACACUAUGAUGUCCACAGUCUGUAUGGCUGGAGUGAGGCCCCACCCACUUUGAAGGGUAUGAGAGAGGCCACAGGUGAGAGAAGCUUUGUGUUGUCAAGAUCAACAUAUCCUGGAAGUGGAAAAUAUGCUGGACAUUGGCUAGGUGACAAUGAUGCUGAUUGGUCGGACUUGAAGAAAUCUAUCAUAGGAAUGCUUGAAUUUAACCUUUUCGGCAUACCAUAUGUAGGAGCAGAUAUAUGUGGGUAUUUUAAUGAUGGGUCUGCAGAAUUAUGUAAAAGAUGGCUACAACUGGGAGCUUUCUAUCCAUUUAGUCGUAACCACAACCAAAAAGAUGCCAAGGACAAUCAUCCUACAGUUUAUGGUCCUGAAGUUGCUAAUGCAGCGAGGGAAGCACUGGAAACUAGAUACUGGUUAUUACCCUAUCUAUAUACACUGUUCCAUAAAGCACACACAGAGGGCAGCACUGUAGUCCGACCACUGUUUCAUGAAUUUCCUGAGAAUAAGUUUGCAAGGAGUAUUUAUGUAUACAGAGAGUUCCUCUGGGGGAAGGCAUUACUUAUAGCACCAAUAACAGAUCCAAACCAGAAUGAGUUGGAUGUAUACAUGCCAGGUGGAGCAUGGUAUGACUUCUAUGAUGGUCACAAACAGAGUAGUAAACUAAUUACCAGACAGGUUGACAGUAACUCUAAGAUAGGAUUAUUUGUGAGGGGAGGUUUCAUUCUACCAAUGCAGAGGCCUGCAAAUAACACAGCUUACAGUCGCAAGAACCCAUUAAAACUCCUGGUUGCCCUUGACGACAGUGGUUCUGCAGAAGGUGAAUUAUUCUGGGAUGAUGGAAAUUCCGUGGAUACAUAUGAGAGUGGAAAUUACUUCUUUGCAAGAUUUAAGGCACAGAGGAACUCUUUAACCAUGGAGAUAGAUCAUGACAAUACACCAGACCUUACUUACCUCCAUUUUGAAGAGAUUCAGAUAUAUGGGGUACUUGUUGGAGUAACUAGGGUCUAUUGUGAUGGAAAGGACUUAAACUAUACAUCUCAGGAUGACAUGAAUGUGUUAACUAUUAGCAACUUGACUAUACCACUCACUAGAACUUUUACUAUUUACUGGAGUUUAGAGACAGAGGAUGAAAGGGAGCGUCAUGAUUGCAUGCCAGAAUCCAUGGGUGGAGUUGUGAAGGUCACCAAAGAGUCAUGUGAAAAACGUGGUUGUAUCUACAAUGGGGAUGCCUCCCAGGGACCAACAUGCUACCUGAAUUCUGUAAACUAUGGCUACACCAUUAUCAACACCACUUCUACAGAAUUUGGUUCUAUAUAUCACCUAAAACAUAAGGGACGAAAUAACCCAUUUAGUAACCUUGGAAGCCCAGAUAUACCUGAUGUUUUAUUUACUGUUGAAAUGAGAGGAAAUGAUGUACUUAGAUUUAAGUUUGAAGAUGCCACCAAGAAAAGAUAUGAGGUUCCUAUUCAGAUGAAUCUUGCUUCAACCAAAGGUUUAUUGCCCAGAUACAAGAUCAAAAUUACAGGGGGUGACAAUUUCUCCUUCCAGGUGUUGAGAACUAGCAAUGGAGAAGUUCUGUGGGAUACAGGUAUAGGUGGCCUUACGUUUUCAGAACAGUUUCUACAAAUAUCAACAAAGUUACCCUCUAAGAAUAUUUAUGGUUUUGGAGAGAAUGUACAUGACAGUCUCCGACAUGAUCUCAAUAACAGGAUGUGGCCAAUGUGGUCUAGAGAUCAACCUGCAGGGGGUCAUCUAAAUCACUAUGGAGUGCAUCCAUUCUACAUGUGUGUGGAGGGACAAGAAAAUGGUGGUCAUUCACAUGGUGUGUUUCUACUCAACAGCAAUGCCCAGGACUACAGUUUUAACCCUCUUCCCAUGUUGACAUAUAGAACAAUAGGUGGUAUUCUAGACUUCUACAUGUUCCUAGGACCAGAGCCAGAAAAUGUUGUCCAACAGUAUACUGCGGCUAUUGGACGACCUUACAUGCCAGCAUAUUGGUCUCUAGGUUUCCAACUAUGUCGCUAUGGUUAUAACAAUAUAACAAACCUUCAAGAUGCUGUGGAAAAAACAAAGGCUGCUAGGAUACCUCAUGAUGUGCAGUAUGCAGAUAUUGACCACAUGGAUGAGAGGAUGGAUUUUACAAUAGAUAAUAAAAACUUCCCAGGCUUAAAUACUUACUUCAAGUCACUUCAGAAAGAAGGAAUGCACAUUAUUAUCAUCUUGGAUCCAACAUUAAUUAUUAAUGUGCCCAAUUAUGAUCCAUAUACAAAAAUGACAUCUACAAACAGUAACAUCAAAUGGCCUGUAGGAAAUGUUCCUGCCGGAAGUUCCAACAACAACAACGAUCUUCUUGGAUAUGUGUGGCCAAGCGGCAAAGUAGUUUUCCCAGAUUUCUUAAAGAAUUCAACAAAAUAUGUAUGGCAAGAACUAAUAGAGAAGCAUCAUAGAAACAAUCUAACAUUUGAUGGGCUAUGGAUUGACAUGAAUGAGCCAGCAAACUUUGGUACUAAUGAAGAGAAACCCUGGAACUGGCCAGCUAAUGUCAAACCAUGGAGUCUGAACUGUUCCCUGUCUGGAAACACAUAUGAACAUCCUCCAUAUAGAACAAUGGCAGCCUUUGCCUAUGACCAUGAGGGUAAGGAAACAAUGAUAUCUGAUAAGACAGUGUGUAUGAGGGCUCUACAAGGGGAUGGUGGUAAAUACAAACAUUAUGAUGUUCAUAGUCUGUAUGGCUGGAGCCAGACUGAACCUACUCUUGAUGGUUUGCGAAAGGCUACAGGAAAGCGAGGUAUUGUAAUAUCUAGGUCAACGUUCCCCAGCAGUGGAAAACAUGCAGGUCAUUGGCUAGGUGACAAUAAUAGUGGAUGGACAGAUCUCCGUCACUCUAUUAUCGGAUCUCUAGAGUUCAACUUAUUUGGAAUUCCUUAUAUUGGUGCUGAUAUAUGUGGAUUCUUUUCUGACACAACACCUGAACUAUGUAAAAGAUGGAUGCAACUUGGAGCCUUCUAUACCUUCAGUAGAAAUCACAAUGGCCUUGGAAGCAAAAGACAAGAUCCUGGUUCAUUAGGUGCAGAUGUUGCUGAAGCAUCUAGAAUUGCCAUGGAAACAAGAUACUGGUUACUACCCUAUCUUUACACAUUGUUCCAUAAGGCACAUACUGAGGGACAUACAGUAAUGAGACCUCUUCAUCAUGAGUUCACAGAUGAUGAAAUGACCUUUGACAUUGACAAACAGUUUCUGUGGGGACCUUCCUUGAUGAUUUCUCCUAUUCUGUAUGAGGGACAGACAUCAAUCAGCAUGUACAUUCCAAGAGGUCCAUGGUAUGAUUUCUACACAGGAGAGGAGAUGGACACCCAGAAUGGCUAUGUUACAUUACCUGUACAGCCAGACUCCAAGAUCCCACUACAUGUACGUGCCGGACACAUUCUUCCUAUGCAGGCUCCUGCUAAUAACACUCAUUUCAGUCGUAAAAAUCCAUUUACUCUGCUUGUUGCCCUCAAGGACUCGGAGAAUGGAGGUAGAGGUUACACAGCUAAAGGUGAUUUGUUUUGGGAUGAUGGAGUCUCCAUUGAUACAUAUGAAAAUAAGAAUUACUUUUAUGCUAGAUUCAGCAGUGGACAUGACACAUUAAGUCUGACAGUGGAACAUGAUGAUCCAAGUUCAACAAUAAAUGGACUGUUUAUAGAUACAGUUAAAGUGUAUGGUGUGAGAAGUAAACCUAAAUUUGUGUAUAUAGGAGACACAGUCCAUACACAGCUCAACUAUGAUGAAAAUACAAAGGUACUAGAAAUUACCAACUUGAUGUUACAUAUGAACCAGGAUUUCAUGUUAGAAUGGAGGUAUUUCAAAAUGUUUCCCGACAAAAAAUCAAAUAUAAAUGCAGUUGAAUGUAGUAGCAGGUCCUGUAUAUAUGAUGGAACACAUGAUCUACCCUAUUUUGUGCCUAAAUGCUACAUGAAUAGGACAGCACAUGGCUAUGUAAGAGAAGUAACCCCUGUUACAGUCAAGGAUGAUUUUAGACUAUCUUUGAAAAUGAACAAAAAACUCACAAAUCCAACACUGUUUGGCAAUGAUAAAAUAAACCUAAGAGUGCAUAUUGAAAAGAAUUCAAACAAUAUUUUACAUGUGAAGAUCACAGACUGGGAUCAUGAGAGAUAUGAGGCUCCAGUGGAGUUAAAUCUUCCACAUGAGAAGUACAACAACCAGUCUUUAUAUGAUAUUCAGUAUUCUAACGAAAGAGAUGAAUUCUUUGUAAAAGUUAUACGAAAAGAUACCAAUACUGUAAUUUGGGACACAUCAGCAGGGCCUCUCAUCUUUUCAGAGCAGUAUCUUCAGAUUUCCUCCAAACUUCCAUCAAAGAAUUUCUAUGGUCUUGGUGAGCAUCGACAUUUCCACUUGAAACAUGAUCUUGAUUAUAGAACCUGGCCAAUCUUUACCAGGGAUGCUGCUGUUAACUCCCCUGAUUAUUCCAAUCUGUAUGGAGCACAUCCAUUUUACAUGAAUUUAGAAGAUGAUAAAGGCAAUGCCCAUGCUGUGCUUCUACUGAACACCAAUGCUAUGGAGGUGGUGUUAGAACCAAUGCCUAGAGUUACAUAUAGAACAAUAGGAGGUAUCUUAGAUUUCUACAUUUUCCUAGGACAGAGCCCAGAGGAAGUUAUUCAACAAUAUACAUCUGUAAUAGGUCACCCUGUAAUGGUACCAUAUUGGUCGCUGGGAUUCCAGCUAUGUAGAUGGGGUUAUGACAGUCUAGAUAAUAUGAAAGCUGCUGUAGACAGGACAAGGGCUGCCCAAAUACCUCAUGAUAUACAGUAUGCUGAUAUAGACCACAUGGAUGAGAGGAAAGAUUUUACCUAUGAUCAUGUCAACUUUGCAGGUCUACCAGAAUAUAUUAAAGAACUACAGGCUGGUGGAAUGCAUUUUAUCAUUAUUUUGGAUCCUGCCUUAAUUGCCAAUGAGACAGAUGGUUACUGGCCAUAUGACACAGGGGUUUCAGAGGAUGUCUUCAUCAAGUGGCCUAAUAAUACAGGACCAAUGGAUUCAAGACCUAAUAACUCUGAUAUCAUGCUUGGUUAUGUUUGGCCUAAAGGUAAAGUUGCCUUCCCAGAUUUUUUGAACAACGGCACCAAAGACUGGUGGAGCAAAGCAAUCACCAAGUUCCAUGAUACCCUUAAUUUUGAUGGUCUAUGGAUUGAUAUGAAUGAACCAGCAAACUUUGACACAAAUGGGCUGCAUCCCUGGAACUGGCCGGAGAAGGACAAACCAUACUGGACACUUAAAUGUACACUGGACAACAAUACUCUAGAUAUACCACCAUAUAAACCAAGAUCAGUUACUGGGGAUUAUUUAUCGGAGAAGACAUUAUGUAUGGUAGGUAAACAAGGUGGUGGGAAAUACAAUCAUUAUGAUGUACAUAGUUUAUAUGGCUGGAGUGAAAUGGAACCUACUUUAAGGGGUUUACGAAAUGCCACAGGUGAACGAGGCGUUGUAGUUUCAAGGUCAACAUACCCUUCAGGUGGGAAGUAUGGUGCCCACUGGCUAGGUGACAAUGACAGCUUCUGGAGAAAUCUACAUGACUCUAUCAUAGGAAUUAUUGAGUUUAAUCUCUUUGGAAUUCCCUAUACUGGGGCUGAUAUCUGUGGAUUUUUCUCAGAGCCUUCGGUAGAAAUGUGUCAGCGAUGGAUGCAACUUGGGGCUUUCUAUACUUUUAGUAGGAACCACAAUGGUAAAGGCAUGAAGGAUCAGGAUCCAGCUUUAUUUGGUGAGCAUGUGGCAUACUCGUCAAAAAUUGCAUAUUCAAUUCGAUACAGUCUACUGCCAUACCUAUAUACACAGUUUUAUAGAGUACAUACUGAAGGUGGUACUAUCAUCAGAUCUAUGAUGCAUGAGUUUCCAGGAGACAAGAGAACAUGGGAUGUUGAUACACAAUUCAUGUGGGCCAGUGCACUUCUCAUUGCACCAGUUUUAGAACAAGGACAUAUAUAUAAAGAUGUGUACUUACCAGAUGCUAGAUGGUUUCAUUAUUACACGGGAGAAGAAAUGUCAAGAAACAGGACAGUGACAGUGGAUGCUCCUAGAGAUUUUAUACCACUUUUCCUGAGGGGAGGGUAUAUAGUGCCAACACAAGAUCCUGCUAACAACACAGUUCACAGUCGAAAGAAUCCCAUGCAUUUGAUGGUCAUACCAGAUGACAACAUGAAGGCUGAAGGGAAUCUGUUUUGGGAUGAUGGUGUUGGAAUAGACACAAUUGAUAAGGGAAACUACUCCUAUUCAAAUUUUAAGUUCACAAAUAAUAAUCUUACAUAUACUGUGACGAAGCCACACAAGAUAGUUGGUGAUUUAAUGUUUAAAUAUAUCUGGGUAUAUGGUGUACAGAAUAAACCAUCCAAUCUGUCUGUUAGUGCUAAUAUGACAUACAAUAGUGAUACUAAGUUGCUAAUGGUUUCUGAUUUGAACUAUCGCCUGGAUACCAACUUUACAUUUAGCUGGAGCUGAUAACCAUUGUCAUCCUCAUCUACAAACAUCCAUUGACAGUCACCAAACAUUCUUCUAUAAUUGUCUACAUUGUCUACAUUAUGUGAUUGAGAAAAACAGAGCACAGAUGAAAUCUUUGGGACCAGGAACAAUAUAAAUAAUUUGUUUAAUGGCUAAAAUAAAGACAUUGACCAUUCUGCUCAAUCUUAUCUCAAAAACUAAUAUAAGAUAUGCCUAAAGCUGUAUAUGCCACCAGAUUAGCCAAAAUAUUUUGAGGAAAAACCUCGAAAAAAAAUGUACCGAGAUUUUAAGAAAAGUAAAAAAAUUCACAAUUUAGGAAAUAAUUAACAUGUUAUAUGCAAUUAAUGAUUGAUUUUGCUAUAUUUAUCACCAUAUUUUAACUGUGGACCUAACAUAGUAGGAGCUGCUUUGCAUAUGCUCUUUUUUUGUUACUUUUCAUAGAUUUUAAGUGCUAUUUGCAAUGUAUAAUCACUGGACAAUAUUUUACUUUUUAAUACAAUUUUUUUUAUGAAAAUUAUCAUGAAUCUAUGAAUCUGGAAGUAUGCUGCUUGAAAAGGCAGAAUCGUUUACUAUGAAUGAAUACAAAUUAAUUUUUUUUUUGCCGUCAUGAUUUACAGUGAAACAAAAUAUUGCAUGAAAUGCUUAUAAAUACUUUUUUAUGUAAGACUGAUCAUACAUUUGAAAAUCUACAUCUUUUUCAAUCUGUAUUUUUUAAUUUUUUGAAAAAAAAAGUAAAUAUAUGUGACAAAUAAAAGUAUGGUUGUGUGUAACCCAUCAAAUUGAAAUGAUCUUGAUGAGAUAUAAAUAAAAAAUGGAUUUAGCUCAAUACAGGAUUGGAGCAGUACCUCUAGACGCUUGCAGAAAUCAUGAUCACAAAAUAGACAAAUAUCAUUUUUUUCUCCGAUUUUUUAUAUUUUUCAUUCAUUAUCAUACAAAUAGGCGUGAAAAGAUGAAUUAGACCUAUUUCAGUUCAUUCCGUUGGGUAAAAAGGCAAGAUUUUAGCAUUUUAUGAUUCAAGCGCCUUGCCCGGUAUAUACCGGAAUACGGUAUUUAGUGUGGUGCUCCAAUCCUAUUUUUAGUCUCACUCAUAAAAAAUACCUUAGUGUAAAUGGGUAAAGAUAUAAAGAUGAAAAAUAUGUAAAUAGAGAAAAAAUAACAUAAUGUAAAUGUGUAGACAUAGUGUAUGUAUGAAUAAAGAACAACAUAGUGUAAAUGUGUAGAAUUAUACAGAGCAAAAAAUAGCAUAGUGUAAAUGUAUAGAGACAUAUAGAGAAAAAACACCAUACAUGUACUGUUAAUGAGUAGAAAUAUGUAGAGAAAAAUAACAUAGUGUAUGUCAUGUAGGUAGAGAUCAUAGGGAUACAAGUAUAGCAUUGAUUGGUAGAGAUAUACAAAUAAGAAGAAGAAAUAAAAGAUGUAAAUGUCAAGACUUACAUAAUAAAGCUUUAAUUUGUAGAGACAUAAAUACAGUUAAUGUGAUUGUUUAUAAAUAUUUUGAGAAUGAAAUUACUUAUGUAAAUAUUAACUUAGGUAUAAAUUGUUUAUUAUUAAUCAGAUCAAUUUAUAAACUUUAUGUUAUAAAUAACUUGUUUAGUUUUGGUCAUUUUUAAGUAAGACCGUGAGUGUUACCAUUUACAUAUAUGUGACUAAGAAAGAUUGACUGUCUUUAAUUGUUUAGAUUAUUAUGACUAUCUGUUAACAUGUCUCAUAUGAUUCAUUUGAGAUAUUAGUUACUAUACAAUAUUAGUAAAAUGGAUAGACAAUCAACGCAGGUUGAGAUUCAAGUUAAUAAAAUUUUAACAUUUAUUGAGAUUGUGAUAGAUCUCUUUUGGAAAGGGAGAUAAUUGGUUGAAUUGAUAGGAAGGAGGAUAAUAAAUGGGUAAAUGGAAAGGAAGGUAAUAGACUGGGUAAGAUCACAUUUGGAAAGAGAGAUGAUGGUUUGAAUACAUAGGGUAAAUAGGAAGGGGGGGGGUAAAAGAUUUGGUAAGGUCACAUUUAAAAGGGAGAUAAUAGGUUGAGUUAAGUCACAUUUGGAAAGGGAGGUAAUCGAUUUGGUAAGAUAUGUUUGAAAGGGAGAUACAUAGAAUGGGUGAGAUCACAUUUGGAAAGAAAGAUAAAUAUAUUUGGUAUGAUCACAUUUUGGAAAGGGAGAUAGAUUAAAGAUUGGGUAAAGUCUUAUUUUGAGUGGGAGUUAAUUCUCCAGGGUAGAGUAUUACUACAUACAAUUAAAAAACACCACCAAAGCUUUUUUAAACUAUGACCACCUUCUUGCCAUUUAUAUUCAGACAUACCUUAGUAUUUUUAAUAAUGAUUACUUCUUUUUGUAUGCUAGUAAAAACAUUCUGCAUGAUGUAUGUUUGAUCAUAUUUCAAUAUCCAUGACUGCUUUUUCAUGGCAUAUGUGAUCUGUAAUCAUUCCUUUAUUAUAGAAAUAUUAUCACAUUAUAUAUGAUAGUUACAAUACAACCAUUAAUUGCCUAUCUGACAUAAAUUGUCUUCUUUAUGCUUUCUGUUCCUUUACAUGUAUUUAUCUUAGUGCUACAUUAUCUUAUUCAGAAUUAUUCCGAUUUGUUUUAAUGAACUAAGAAUUACAGACAUAUCAUUAUAAAUAUGCCAUAUUCUCAUGAUUUAGAAAUACUUUUUUUUUUACAUAUUUUUGUAACAGAAUGAUUUUAUAUUAAAAUUACCUAUGAAGAUUU
This is a messenger RNA of Ruditapes philippinarum (Manila clam), 11305 nucleotides long. Its product is annotated as sucrase-isomaltase, intestinal-like. Gene Ontology annotation, biological process: carbohydrate metabolic process. The transcript has 65 exons. NCBI's taxonomy places the organism in Eukaryota, Metazoa, Mollusca, Bivalvia, Venerida, Veneridae. Gene Ontology annotation, molecular function: alpha-1,4-glucosidase activity; carbohydrate binding. Bases 244 to 8607 code for a protein of 2787 amino acids. The record is from RefSeq and is a predicted model, not a curated record.